UUUCAAAACUCAAAUUUAUCCUCCUUCAGUUCUCUUAUCAAUCAAGCAAAGGCUUCUCGUUGAAGCUAACAGCUUCUCCCAAGUCAAGAAUCAGAUUUGAUUCUGAAAACUGUUGGAUCAAUCAUAAGCCAUUUCCUCUUCUUCUCACUUUCUCCUUGGAUUACACAUCUCUUCUAACAUUUAGGGAUCAAGCCUGCAAAAUGGGCAUAUUUUUUAGUCUCUUGGGAGAAGGGUUGCCCUCAACACAUGCCACUAGUUUUGUAAUGGGAACACUUUACAAGCAAUUUUUAGAGAAAAAUAUCAGUAGCUUUGAGGAUUUCCAAGUCGGUAUUCUUGAUAUCUUCGACAGAUUCAUCUCAGAAUUGCCUAUUGAAUAUUAUGAGAUACCCUCCAGGAAGGAACUUGAGGCAUGUUUUAAUGAUUGGAAAAGAGCUCCAGACCCCCAAAAGAAGGAAUUGAUUGUUGGGCUUAUGAAGAAAAGCAUAAAUUUCAGCAAACUUGUUGACUCUGCCUUAAUCACUGGAAUAGUAACAGCAGCCAUGGCAGCUAAAAAGGCAGGAGACACUGUGCCUCAGUUGAAGAGAAUCAAUGACAUUCCAAAUUUCAUCUUUGUGCCCUCUGUGACACUGCUUUCACUUGCAUCUAUCAAACUCACAAGAUGGAUUUUCCUAGGAAAUGCUAUACUGGACGACAUUCCCCCGGAAGACGCCGACGAAGAAGCCGUUUCAGAUGAGCAACCACUUCAAGGAAAAGGGAAAAUGGUCAAGAAUGUUGCUUGGGAAGAUCUGCCUCGCCAGCCUCCUUCUCACUUGCAGCAAGUGGAAGAAGAUUCAUACCCAGCAAGAAAACAUCAAGCACAAGCAAAUCAAUCUCGAGAACGAAGCGGAUUAGCUCGACAGGGAAGUUUAAGAAGGCCAGGAAAAAGGGCCACGUCCAGGUCUACCUCCGCAAGCUUAUCGAUCAAUCCCAAGAGCAAACUCUCUUCAGAACAGCCACAAGCAGCUUUGGUGGAAGAAAUGCUCUCUCUUUUUGAGAAAUUUGAAUCUGAGCUCACUCCAUCUGCUGUAGAAACUCAAGUUGCACAGCAAAAUGUGAGUGAUACACUUAAAACUGGAACUUCAAUUCUCCAGGAACCUGAACAGGUUAAGAAACUCAAGAGAUCAUUGCAUCUGUUAACGCAAACUUCUGAAGAUAGUUUGGCUGCUGGUCAGAUAUCUAUCAUCACCAACUUUGAGCAAGAGAUUGAUAUGCUUGAAGCAAAGUUCAGAAAUGCUGCAGAUGUUUUGGCCAGAGCUUCACAAUUGCAAGCUAACAAAGAACAGGCUGAGAAACACUUUCAGGAAGCAUAUCACCUGCUGAGAGAGUUAAAGGCUAAUGAUGACGAAUUUAAGGAGAAAAUUGGGAAAUUGAAGUCUGAAAUUGAGUGUCUUAAAACUGCUGAGGAAAAGAAUUUGAGGAAGAUCAAUGAUUGCUUUCAAUGUGGAAAGUUUCAGAAGGAAUUAGCCUCAAAAUGUGAAAUGGAGCUGGGAAAAUUAUGGCAUGCUAGAGAAAAGGCAAAGAAAGAUAAGGCUGAUGUAGAAGCUGUUUUUAAGAACUACAGGCAGCAACUGACUUGAGUACCCAUUUCUGCAAUCUGUAAUCUGUGAUCAUCCCCUUUUCUCAACAACAAAUCUUUGAACAUUAACCUGAUAUAAAUUUUCUGCUAAUGCAUCA
Molecule: messenger RNA, 1713 nt
Organism: Manihot esculenta (cassava)
Lineage: Eukaryota; Viridiplantae; Streptophyta; Magnoliopsida; Malpighiales; Euphorbiaceae
Exons: 7
Coding region: 201-1616 (471 amino acids)
Source: RefSeq, a predicted model, not a curated record